Messenger RNA from Spirodela intermedia, 93 nucleotides. Lineage: Eukaryota; Viridiplantae; Streptophyta; Magnoliopsida; Alismatales; Araceae. The record is from the annotation of a GenBank genome assembly.
AUGAACUCCUAUUUCCAGUGGUACCGCAUGGAUGAUGAUUUAUGCAUAAAGUAUGCGGAGAUGAGACUUGACGGACAGGCCAAGAUAGUUUGA